CGCUUCGCUUCAGCCUCAGCUCAAGAUAAAGCGCCUGAGAUAAAAAAAAACAUAAAAUCCCGUUUGAUGCCGCGCAAUCCGCGCAAUUGUCGACGAAUGUGACGGGCAUGGGUUCGUAUCUGUUCGUGAACAUCGCCACGGGUCCAGAAUAUUUAGAGGCUGUGGCGUAUACUCGCGACGACAGUAGACUUCAACACACGGCACGAAGCGAGGUGGUUGGUUUGCGAUAAGGAAAAAUACUGCAUAAGCAGAGAUGGCGACACAAAGCAUCAACGGGGUGGUGGUCACGCCCGUGCAAUGCGCAACAUCGCACGACACGACUGAGUACCAGCAGUCUUCUUCCUCUUCUUCUUCUUCUCCCCCCGAGCAGACAAAGCUGUCCGACAGCGAUGUCUCGGACGAAGACGCAGCUCGACAGGUUCCCGACGCAGAGGCCGACCAGGUCGAAGAUGUAUUGGGAGUCAGUAUCGGGCGCGAGCAAAGCCGUCUAAAGGCGCGCCAGACACCCGCAGAGGAGAAGUCGCGCGCGAUUGAGAGCUCUGGCGGGUAUUUCAAUGCUGUGCCUGCGAGUCAGUAUCUCUCGCAAAUGACCGAGGAGCCGGACGAAGAGCCGCAGUCGGAAACAGUAACAGACACCAAGACGGCGAAGGAAGGGCGUUAUUCGUUUACGCGGUCAUUGCUGAAGUCUAGUUUUUCCGGACGAUCGCGAGCGUCGUCUGGCGAUUCGAUUUAUAAUCUCAACCUAAGGAAAUUCUUGCCAGAUAUUAGCUCGAUUAGCUCGCUCAGCGCACUGACGAAACGACCGGGCUCGCCCUCGAUGAAAUCAAAGUCGCUCAAUAUAGCGCGAGCGCGAUCGGCGAGUAGUCCUUUUUGCGACUCGAGAGAAGUCGACCGGUUAGCCAGGAUAAAUGCUGCCGGUAUAAAUACCUCGAGCGAGGAAAAUGUCGCCACCUUGGGACCGAUGCAGAAUGUCAGAACGCAUUCUUACCAGCGACUUCCAGCGACAAAGAAACGCCAGGUACGACCAUCUGUGUCCGACGAGAGCUUAUAUGUGAGGAAUCUGUCACGAGCGUCGACGCUGGAAAAUCGCCCUCAUUAUGAAAAUAUUCAUUCAAUGGUCAACAGCCGCUACAAGGCAAUCAAAGACAGUCUGCAAGAUUCGAGCAGCAGGCUUCUCAGCAUGCCCAACUUCAACCUCCCCGACUUUCGAAACGAGUGGUACCCAUCCCGCUUCCUCGGCGAUUACCAGCGCAAGGAACCAGGGCAAGUCGACCAGGCCCUAAAAAGCAGCCCUAAAGUACAAACCUGGCAGAACUCGCCCUACCCAAUGCUCGACCAAGCCGCGUCGCGCAUGGAAGGCGACGUUGUGGUUAUGGGCGGUUACCGCGGCUCCAUUCUUCGCUCUGCAAAACCGCCGCAUCGCCAGCUCUGGGUCCCCAUGAAAGUCGGCUUGAAUAUCCGCAAGGUCGACCUCGAAGUCGGGCUCAGCCCAGAGGAUGAAGAACGCAUGGAAGAAACCAUCAUUGCCUCCGAAGUCCUGUCCCAUAUCGGCCCUGUGGAUAUCUGUCGGCGACUGCUCCAGAGACUGCGCAAGGCGGAGAAAAACCGGCCGGGGAAGCUGCGCGUUUGGGACUAUGGGUAUGACUGGCGCCUAAGUCCGCAUCUGCUCUCAAAACGGCUUAUAAAGUACCUAGAAGGGCUACCCUGUAACUCCCCAGAUCUUCCACGGGAGAAGCGAGGCGCGUACGUGAUCGCACAUAGCUUGGGGGGUCUCAUCACGCGCCACGCGGUGAACCAACGACCAGAGCUCUUCGCCGGCGUCGUUUUUGCAGGCACACCGCAGCACUGUGUGAAUAUUCUCGGGCCGCUGCGAAACGGCGACGAGGUGUUGUUGAGCUCAAAAGUGCUCACUGCGCAGGUCAACUUCAGCAUCAGAACCAGCUACGCGCUGCUGCCCGAUGAUGGGCGCUGCUUUAUCGACAAGGUCACGAAAGAGGAGUACUUGGUUGACUUUUUCGAUGUCAACAAUUGGGACGAGUACGCCUUGUCGCCGUGCAUACGGGCGCCAUCGGUUCCCGCUGGGAAUGACACAAAGAAGGGUUUAAUGGACAAUCUCCAAACAUUCCAAACAUUCCCAAAGAUCGGACUUGGGAAGCGGUUGUCAGUAAAGCUCGGAAAGCCGAAGGAAAAGGACCAGGAAGAGAUGGUUGGACCUGACACGGCGCAAACCACAGCAGGGCAAGCGGUAGGAAGUCUCGAGGGCGUUGUCGGGCCAAACACGGGUAAAAGCGGUGCCGUCAACUCGCAGGUGGCCGCUGCAACAUGCACGAUCCCGCGCAAAGACGCGAUGGAGUAUUUGGAGCGCACGUUGAAGGAAGUCCGGCAGUUCAGAGAGGAAUUGGCGUUCAAUGAAGCGCAUCAGUCGGCGAACCGGUAUCCGCCGUUAGCGGUGCUCUACUCCAAGGCUCUGCCCACCGUGUACGGCGCAAGAGUGCAGUCGAGGGACUGUAUUAAACAGGUCGAUGCGUAUGAUGACCUCGCGUUUGCUGCGGGCGACGGGGUUUGUCUGGCCUCGGCGGCGAUGCUGCCGUCUGGAUACCGCGCGAUCAAGCACGGUCUUGUCAGGUCGGACCGAGGACAUGUUGGGUUGUUGGGCGAUUUGGAGGGCGUUGGGCAGUGUCUGAUGGCCCUGAUAAACGGGAGAAGGGCCGGCGUCGGCCUGGGUGCAAUUGUUUAGUCGUGUCUACGAUACCCUGUGAAUACUGAAUACUUUAGACAGUGCUGUAUUAGAUCACGAGAUUUAUGAAAUAGAUAUAUAUACAUAUAUACAAA
Molecule: messenger RNA, 2832 nt
Organism: Talaromyces proteolyticus
Lineage: Eukaryota; Fungi; Ascomycota; Eurotiomycetes; Eurotiales; Trichocomaceae
Exons: 1
Coding region: 254-2737 (827 amino acids)
Molecular function (GO): triacylglycerol lipase activity
Source: RefSeq, a predicted model, not a curated record